CUCAACAUGAGCUAGUUGGCGUUUGAAAAUCAGGCUUGGGUAUGACCGGCAGCUGAAUUUCUUUGCUUCAUGAAGCCGUUGGAAAUUCGAACCUAAAGAUCUCUUGAGCCUUCGUUUUAUCAUCUACUACGCAUUAUAUAUUCCUGUGUUUACGACGGCCAAUAUUUUUCCACUUCUGCUCUUCUAAGAAUUCCGUCAUCCUCUAAACCCUUCCCAAUUUGCAUUAUAUCAGUAAAGCUGAUAUUGAAUCCUCUAGAACCAUUUCUUCGACCUUCUUCCAAACCACAGUUAAACUUGUUCUACUCCCAAACAACAUCCGCCGCGUGCAAUUAAAUAUCGAAUUCCUCUGGUUGUUCGUGGGAAAGGCUUCUAGGGUUUCGAAUUGUACUGUUUUGCAGAUUUUGAUCCUGUUAGCUUUCUUGAAUCUGGGUAUUAGGGUUUAAUGUUUUGCGAAUUUCGAUUGAAUAUCAUCAUUUACCUAAAAUGACAAGCGAAGUAGUGGCAAAACAGUCAUCUUUUGGCGGCGUUGUCAGAAAGAGGCUCUCAGACAUCACAAAUUCUACGCUACCACCCAAGUUUCUGAUGGGUAAGGGGAAAGAUGUUUCUCCAGAGGAAUACAUCAAUCAUCUUGUCAAGGAAAACAUGGCGUUGUUGAAACUCUUUGAAGACAAAAACAAAGUGAUAGAAUUGAGCGGGAUUGAGAUUCAGAAAUUGAGGGUUUCACUUCAGAAAAUGCAGCUUCAGAACCAGAGUCUUGCUCAGUCAAACAGCCAAAUGACUGCGGAAGUGACCUUACUGAAAGAAAAGUUAAAUUUGAUUCGUCAUGAGCUUGGUUGCAAGAUUGUGCUACUCAAAGCAAAAGAUCUGGAAUCAAAGGAACAAGAAAAUAUCAAAGGUAGAAAGAAUGAGAGUCAGGAUGGGAAGGCGGCAGCAGCUCUACCAAUUGCAGAGAGCAGCAGACCUAGAAGGGGAGGAGGGCAGUUUCGUGCCACAAGAAGUCGAUCCAUGACUCCUAUGAGCCAUUCAACUGCUUCACAACAAGCUCCAAAAGAAGAAAUUGCUGAAAAACGGAGGCGCAUAAGGAGGCAGUCCGCAUUUUACCCAAAGCAGCAGCAGGAGGAGGAGGAAAAAGAGGAGAACUUGUUGGAAGACACCAUUGCAACAGAAUCCCUUCAUGAUCCAACCAUCACCCCUCCCUUGCCUUCUGAUCAUCAACGACCAACCAGAAAGUCCAUCUGCGGCCGGCCAUUACGUAAAGCAGCCGAGAAGGUUCAGUCCUACAAAGAGACUCCCCUUAACAUCAAACUGAGAAGACCAGAUUGAGUGCUUCUUCUACGUGUUUUACCGUUCUAACUAGUCUGAGUUUUAUGUGCUCGUAUUCACUCGGCUGAGAUUUUGUAGUAAAACCAUAUUCUGGAAUUCAUAGUAAGCAGUUGAAUGUGUACAUGAAUGGUGUAUUGCUGUUAUGUGAGGCUUUUGUACUUUGACAUACCCCAUUGUGUCCUGUUAUUUUGAAAAAUAAUGUUUGAUUGUCACAAGUUUCAUUUCGUAACUUUUUGAAUGAAUGUGUUGUGUGUGUUUCUAUAUA
Messenger RNA from Cuscuta epithymum, 1588 nucleotides. NCBI's taxonomy places the organism in Eukaryota, Viridiplantae, Streptophyta, Magnoliopsida, Solanales, Convolvulaceae. The record is from the annotation of a GenBank genome assembly.